Salvia hispanica is the source of this 1408-nucleotide messenger RNA. NCBI's taxonomy places the organism in Eukaryota, Viridiplantae, Streptophyta, Magnoliopsida, Lamiales, Lamiaceae. The record is from RefSeq and is a predicted model, not a curated record.
AUGGCAGAAAAGAAACUGUAUGAUGCUGCAAUAAUUGGAGAUUUAGCAACACUGAAACAACUCCUCCAAACAAAUCAACACCUUCUUGAUGUAGUUUCAUUUACCUCAUGUCUGAAAAACGUGUUACACAUUGCAAUAAAGAAGGGACACGAAAGCGUCGUGGCAGAGGUGCUGAAGAUCAAUCCGGAGCUCGCUCUCGAGCUCGACUCCAACAGCUCCUCGUCUCUCCACCUCGCGGCCGCAAGAGGGAACGCGGGGAUCGCGGAAAGAUUGAUGGAGAUAGCCCCGGAGAUGUGCUGGUGGCGAGACGGCCAUGAUAUGAACCCGCUUCAUGUCGCGGCCGUCAAAGGGAAUGUGGCGGUGCUAGAGGAGAUGCUAAGGCUGGAUUCCUUUGCGGCCACGGCCAGGCUGCAUCGCGGACAGACUGUGCUGCACUUGUGCGUGAAACAUCGUCAGCUCGGGACUUUGAAGGUUUUGGUAAAGGAACUUGGAGACAAAGACCUAGCGAGUGCAAAGGAUGAUGAUGGAGAGACAUUGUUGCAUUUUGCUGUCAGGACUAAUCAACUUGAGGUUUUAGAUUACUUGAAUGGAAGUGUGAGAGGACUGAGGCUGACAAAGAAUUCCGGUGGCAAAACAGCACUGGAUGUCUUGAACGACAGCUUUCGAAACGCAAGUACAUACACCGAAAUGAAAACAAUCCUGAAAAGAUUUAAUAGUCGGCCAAUAGCCGUAAGCCUGCCUCAGUUCGCGGAGAUGACGAUGGUGGCAGCGGUCCUGAUAGCGACCAUGGCGUUCCAGGCGGCCGUCAGCCCCCCUGGCGGCGUGUGGCAAGAAACCAAGACCAAUUCAACGACGGGCGAAAUAAUACAGAAAGCCGGGCAGGCAGUAAUGGCUACUGAAGAGCCCCGUAAAUACAUACAGUUCAUUCAAGUUAACAUCGUGUCAUUCAUGUCGUCUCUCGUCGCAAUCUUGUUCCUUGCCACCACCGGCUCCUCGGACCAGUGGAUUUUCCCCGUGCUCGCGACCUUUUCUAUGUUGGUGUCGAUGGCAUCGAUCGGAGUAACGUAUGGAUUGUCGUUGAUCUUGACGAAUCCUAACAUGAAAGAAUUUGGAUGGAGAAACUCUGUCGUCAUAUCAGUGUGUGUGUUCGCAGGAGCCAUGUUUUUUAUCUUUGUUGUAAGCUCUUUCAGAAGUGGGACGGGAAGAGUGAAAAGAUUUGUUAAGAAGGCUGCUGGCCCGGCCUCCUGCAACUUUGUGUAGCAAUUCGCCUACAAUAGUUUGGAUUGGAUUGUGUGUUGGUGUGUUUUCUUUCCCACAUGUUUGUUUUGUAGAAUGAAAACCAUAUUGUUAGGUAUGUGAUUUUUUUUAUCAAUUGUAAUAAGAAAGUAGUAUUUCUUUUUGUUGCUUA